Molecule: messenger RNA, 1655 nt
Organism: Syngnathus typhle (broad-nosed pipefish)
Lineage: Eukaryota; Metazoa; Chordata; Actinopteri; Syngnathiformes; Syngnathidae
Product: WD repeat domain phosphoinositide-interacting protein 4-like
Exons: 13
Coding region: 157-1449 (430 amino acids)
Biological process (GO): protein lipidation; autophagy of mitochondrion; nucleophagy
Cellular component (GO): phagophore assembly site membrane; extrinsic component of membrane; cytosol
Molecular function (GO): phosphatidylinositol-3,5-bisphosphate binding; protein binding; phosphatidylinositol-3-phosphate binding
Source: RefSeq, a predicted model, not a curated record
CGCCAAGAUGGCGGCAUAACACAAAAUCACGUGAUAAAAUCACCUCUAUAGACGUCUGCCACGUCGUGGUCACGUGACACGGACGUAACGUGUGGGCGGAGCUUCCGCAAACAUUCAAAUCCGAGAGCGCGGCUCGCAACAGGUAGCAAGGCGGCAAUGCCGAGCGACGCGACGCGACGCGACACGACACAGCGACGACUAACAAGAGAAAUAUUUUUUAUUUUCUGCUUGCAACUGUACCGUCCAGAGCGCACACGGUUCCACGGUAUUUGUUGGCUGUAUGUCUUCCACUGUAAGAAGAACGACUAUACAAACCAGUUGGAGGCUCGCUUCAUUGAUCACAACGGUUCCACCGUGUUCGUUGCCUGUAUGUUUGAAGGAUACAAAGUACAACGCUUGCACGUUGGCGAAGACGUCUUCGGUUGUUUCUGCUGCUCCAUGGAGUCUGGUGUGCGCAUUUACAAUGUGGAGCCUUUGAUGGAGAAGGGCCACUUGGAUCACGAGCAGGUGGGCAGCGUGGCGUCGUGCUCCAUGCUGCAUCGCUCCAACCUGCUGGCCGUGGUCGGGGGCGGAGUCAGCCCCAAGUUCUCUGAGAUAUCCGUGCUGAUCUGGGAUGACGCGUGCGAUUCCCGAGACGCCAAAGACAAGCUGGUCCUGGAGUUCACCUUCACCAAGCCGGUGCUGGCGGUCCGGAUGCGACACGACAAGAUCGUCAUGGUGUUGAAGAACAGGAUCUAUGUGUACAGCUUACCCGACAAGCCGCUCAAGCUCUUUGAGUUUGAUACGCGCGACAACCCCAAAGGUCUGUGCGACUUGUGUCCGAGUCUGGACAAGCAGCUGCUGGUUUUCCCGGGACACAAAUGUGGAAGUCUGCAGCUGGCGGACCUGUCCAACAGCAAGCCCGGGACGUCGUCGGCGCCGUUCACCAUCAACGCGCACCAGAGCGAGAUCGCCUGCCUGGCGCUCAACCAGCCGGGAAGCGUGGCCGCCUCGGCCUCUCGCAAGGGGACGCUCAUACGCCUCUUUGACACCAGCAGCCGCGACAAACUGGUGGAGCUGCGGCGAGGCACCGACCCCGCCACGCUCUACUGCCUCAACUUCAGUCACGACUCGUCCUUCUUGUGCGCAUCCAGUGACAAAGGGACGGUCCACAUCUUCGCCCUGAAAGACACCAAACUUAACCGCCGCUCCGCGUUGGCGCGCGUGGGCAAGGUGGGCCCCGUCAUCGGCCAGUACGUGGACAGCCAGUGGUCGCUGGCCAGCUUCACCGUGCCCGCCGAGUGCGCCUGCAUCUGCGCCUUCGGGAAGAACACAUCCAAGAACGUCAACUCCGUCAUCGCCAUCUGCGUGGACGGCACCUUCCACAAGUACGUCUUCACGCCCGACGGAAACUGCAACCGAGAAGCCUUUGACGUCUACUUGGACAUUUGCAACGACGACGACUUUUGAUCCAGGACGGAAGGAAACGGGGAAGGACCCAAGGAAGAAACGGCAGGACACUUCAAGUGAAGCCAGGUGUCACCUUUUGCGGUUCGGCAGGAGCUGUCAAAGUCACCUGUGCGCAUGCACGUGUGAGUAGCUCAUCCGAGGACGCGCCGACAGAACAUUCUUCCAAAUCCUCAUUCCAGAAGCGUGCUGAAGUCACAACAAGGAGG